AUGAAUAGUAGAUUAAAAUUCAAAAUAAAUGAAUUAAAAUUUGAUUUAAAAGCUAAACCAAGCUUUGAGGAUGCCAUGAGUUAAUAUUAUUAAAGUCCUGACAAUCCAGAAGUUAUCCUGGAAAGGAUUUUUAUUGAGAGUGAAGAAGAAUUGUUUUAUUUGUUUAACGAAUAUAAUGCAGUUGUAAAUGGCUAAUUGUUCAAAAUGAAAAAUAUUAUCAAAUAUUACGACUAUCACUUUGAUGAUGUGAAGAAGGAGCUUCUGGUUUUGAGAGAAUACUCUAGAAAAACUUUAGAUUUUGCCUUGCAGUCUCGCAGAGCCCGUAAAAAUGAUUUCAAAAAACAAGAAUUACUAGAUUUUACUGCCUAAAUUCUGAAAGUUCUUACUCACUUAGAGGAGAAUGGAGUUAUCUUGCUCAACCUCAAGCCUACAAACAUAUUCACUAACGAGGAAAUCACCUAUAAAGUAGGAGGUUUAGCUAGGAGUGAUAACAAUAUAUGGCUGAAUUCAGAAUACCUCUCUCCCGAGCUUAAAGAAGAUUUUGAAAAAAAUCCAAGUAAAUUGCCUCAUCAUCUGAAUAAAAACUACUCCAAAAAGAAGGCAGCUGUUUAUACGCUAGGAAUGAUAUUAUUGGAGGCAGCUACAUUAGAAGAUAUUAGUAAUGUGAACAGCAUCGGAAGCAGCUUGCUCUAGAGUAAAAAAUUGAAGUAAUUACUUGAUCUUGUUGAGGAAAAAUACUAAGGCUAUAGGCUAUUUCUGGAGAGAUUUUUCUUGCCAUACUCUCAACGACCAGAUAUUGUAGAAUGUUGGUGCAUGUCAUCAGAUUUAUAAAUCAUUGAUGGGAUUAUCAUGAUUGGAGAUACUUGGAAUUUUGAUAAGCUACCGUAGUCAGAGAACGAAAUCCCAUCUUCCGAAUAAGAAGAGUAAAAGCAAAACUCUGGGUCAAAGAGUACUUCGAUGGUUCUAGAUAAAGACAAGGGACCUGAGUUCACCACAGUUAAGAAGAGAUGCGGUGGUGGAUUUUACUAUAAAAAAAUUGUUAAAAAAGAUUGA
Tetrahymena thermophila SB210 is the source of this 1053-nucleotide messenger RNA. Its product is annotated as kinase domain protein. The transcript has 2 exons. Lineage: Eukaryota; Ciliophora; Oligohymenophorea; Hymenostomatida; Tetrahymenidae. The record is from RefSeq and is a predicted model, not a curated record. Gene Ontology annotation, biological process: protein phosphorylation. Gene Ontology annotation, molecular function: ATP binding; protein kinase activity.